AGCGAACGUCGUCGCGGAGGACGGUGGGUGCGGGGCCUGCGCGCGCCCUGGGACAGGAAUAUAUUUCCGAUUACCUGAAUCUCAACCAUGUUGUCAAACUGCUUAGCAAAUUUCCUAAAAACUACAAGCCCUCAUCUUCUCUACCCAAGAUUAUGCCAGCGGUUAACAAGAAGUAAAAGGAGGCUCUUUGGCACUGCAGCAACGUCCAAAUUUCGAAGGCGGGUUGUCAUUACAGGCAUUGGCUUAGUGACUCCUCUGGGUGUUGGAACUCAACUGGUUUGGGAGCGUCUUAUCCGAGGAGAAAGUGGAAUUGUUUCACUCACUGGUGAAGAGUAUAAGAGUAUUCCUUGCAGUGUUGCUGCGUAUGUGCCAAGAGGUGGUGAUGAAGGUCAGUUCAAUGAACAAAACUUCGUGUCCAAGUCAGAAAUCAAGUCUAUGUCUUCUCCUACCAUCAUGGCCAUUGGGGCUGCAGAGUUAGCCAUUAAAGAUUCCGGCUGGCAUCCUCAAUCCGAAGCUGACCAAGCAACUACUGGUGUUGCAAUUGGCAUGGGAAUGGUUCCUCUUGAAGUCGUUUCUGAAACUGCUUUGAUGUUUCAGACAAAAGGUUAUAAUAAAGUCAGCCCGUUCUUUGUCCCUAAGAUUCUGAUCAAUAUGGCAGCAGGCCAGGUCAGCAUUCGAUAUAAACUCAAGGGUCCCAAUCAUGCAGUGUCCACAGCCUGCACCACAGGAGCUCAUGCUGUGGGAGACUCUUUUAGAUUCAUAGCCCAUGGUGAUGCCGACGUGAUGUUGGCUGGAAGUACAGAUUCCUGCAUUAGCCCUUUAUCUCUUGCUGGGUUUUCCAGAGCCCGAGCUCUGAGCACGAACUCAGAUCCUAAGUUGGCGUGUCGGCCAUUUCAUCCAGAAAGAGAUGGUUUUGUAAUGGGAGAAGGCGCAGCCGUGCUGGUGCUGGAAGAACACGAACAUGCUAUUCAGAGAGGGGCCCGGAUCUAUGCAGAAGUUUUGGGCUAUGGACUCUCAGGCGAUGCUGGUCACAUAACGGCUCCUGAUCCUGAAGGAGAAGGGGCCUUAAGGUGUAUGGCUGCUGCUAUAAAAGAUGCAGGUGUACAGCUGGAAGAGAUAUCCUAUGUCAAUGCACAUGCUACUUCCACACCAUUGGGAGAUGCUGCUGAAAACAAAGCUAUUAAACACCUCUUCAAAGACCACGCAUCUUCCCUUGCAAUUUCUUCAACUAAGGGAGCCACAGGACAUCUCCUGGGAGCAGCAGGGGCUGUUGAGGCUGCUUUUACCACACUAGCGUGCUAUUAUAAAAAACUACCGCCUACUUUAAACCUGGAUUGUACAGAACCAGAAUUUGAUCUCAAUUAUGUUCCACUCAAGGCACAGGAAUGGAAAACUGAGAAAAGACGUAUUGGACUCACCAAUUCUUUUGGUUUUGGUGGUACCAAUGCAACUCUUUGUAUUGCUGGUAUGUAGAUCAAAUCAUUUGUAAUCAAAUGUGGAUUUUUUUUUAAUGUUAUAAGCGAAGAAAUAAUAUGUCUGUGAAUAUUUAUAUAUCAGCACCCAGAUACCCUUUGUUAAAGUUUCUCAGCCCUGGCACUAUUGAUUGGUAGGGUAAUUCUUUGCUGGGGUAUGAGGGGCUGUCCUGUGCAUUGCAGAAUGUUUAUCAGCGCCUUGGUUUCUUCCUAUGAAAUUCUAAUAGCACUUCCUUCUCCAGAUGGGACAACCGAAAAUGUCUCUAGACAUUGCCACAUGUUUUCUGGACAGCAAAAUAACCUCACAUGGGAACCACAGAUCUAAGUUUUCCUAAUAGGAUAGAUCAAACAACUUUUCAAAUGGCAUUUUUCUUGCUCCUGCCUGUUUCUCAGAUGUUUGGUAAGUAGCUACUCUGCUAGGCAGGAUUACUGCCUUGUACAAC
Molecule: messenger RNA, 1915 nt
Organism: Tupaia belangeri chinensis (Chinese tree shrew)
Lineage: Eukaryota; Metazoa; Chordata; Mammalia; Scandentia; Tupaiidae
Gene: OXSM
Product: 3-oxoacyl-ACP synthase, mitochondrial
Exons: 3
Coding region: 88-1473 (461 amino acids)
Biological process (GO): fatty acid biosynthetic process
Cellular component (GO): mitochondrion
Molecular function (GO): 3-oxoacyl-[acyl-carrier-protein] synthase activity
Source: RefSeq, a predicted model, not a curated record